Messenger RNA from Peronospora matthiolae, 1386 nucleotides. Lineage: Eukaryota; Oomycota; Peronosporomycetes; Peronosporales; Peronosporaceae. The record is from the annotation of a GenBank genome assembly.
AUGUUGCCGAAACUCGUCGUUGCACUUGCUGCGGCCGCAGCGUCCGUCGCGCAAGCCGAGACGAUCUUCCGCGAGACGUUCGACGACGCCGACUGGGCCAGUCGCUGGGUCGCGUCCACGUGGAAACCCGCGGACGAAGUGGGCAAGUUCGAGCACGUCGUGGGCAUGUACUACCCCGACGCAGGCGACGACAAGGCGAUCAAGACGAGCCAAGACGCGCGGUUCUACGCGCUCACGGCCAAGUUCGACCAGCCUUUGGACAACAAGGACAAGGACUUGUACCUGUCGUACCUCGUGCAGCACGAGCAGAAGCCCGACUGCGGCGGCGCGUACAUCAAGCUGCUCCCUGCUGACGUCGACCAGUCGAACUUUGGCGGCGAGUCGCCGUACAACGUGAUGUUCGGGCCGGACAUUUGCGGCGCGGCCAAGAAGACGCACGCGAUCCUCACGUACGCGCGACCGGGCGAAGACGCCGUCAACAUGGACCACAAGGACGAGAUCCGGACCGAGUCGGACUCGGACGCGCACGUGUUCUCGUUCGUACUUAAGCGGGACAACACGUACGACGUGAAGAUCGACGGCAAGAGCGUGAAAGCCGGCGACUUGGCGGCGAACUGGCCGUUCCAGCCCGAGAAGGAGAUCCCGGACCCAGACCUGAGCAAGCCCGCGGACUGGGUCGACGACGAGCAGAUCCCGGACCCGGCAGCCCAGAAACCCGCGGACUGGGACGACGAGCCCAACGUGAUCCCGGACCCGACGGCCGUGAAGCCCGAGGACUGGGACGACGAGGACGACGGCGAGUGGGAGCCGGCGAUGGUGGCGAAUCCCGCGUACAAGGGCGAGUGGAAGGCGCCGCUGGUGGCGAAUCCCGCGUACAAGGGCGAGUGGGUGCACCCGUUGAUCGCCAACCCCGAGUACUUUGAAGACGAGGCGUUGUACCACGUGGCCGCGAACGUGGGCGCGAUUGGGUUUGAGCUGUGGCAGGUCAAGAGCGGCACGUUGUUUGACGACAUUCUCGUGACGACGAGCGAGGCGGAGUUUCUGGCGCACGAGGAGCAGGUGCUGGACAAGGUGGAGCUGAUGCAGAAGAAGAAGAAGCAGCUGCAGGACGAGGAGAAGGCGAAGAAGGAGGCGGAAGCUAAGGCCAAGGAGGCGGAAGAAAAGGAGAAGGGGGCGGAGAAUGACGAGGAGGAGGAGGAUGUGGAGGAGGAGGAGGAGGAGGACGUGGUGACGAAGGGGGAGCAGAUGAAGGAGAAGGUUGAAGAGGUCGUGGAGAAGGUGAAGGAGGGGGCGGAGGACGUUGAGGAGAAGACGGUGAAGGAGGGAGCGAAGAAGGAGGAGAAGAAGGUGGAGAAGAAGGUGGAGGAGGAGAAGGACGAGCUGUAG